UGUGUGUGUGUGUGUGUGUGUGUGUGUGUGUGUGUGUGUGUGUGUGUGUGUGUGUGUGUGUGUGUGCGUGCGUGCGCGUAGUUUCGUUUUCCCCGAAAACACGUGACACUCACUGAGAGGCGCGGCUCCUUCACUUCCUCAUCUAACUGUCCGUCGCAGCGAGCAGCCCUUCCUCCGCUUUUAAAACCUUUCACCUGAUUAACUUGAUUUAUAAACACUUUAACCUCCGUUUUUCCCCUUACAUUUACACUUUUACAACUUCAUUCCGUAUGGACGCAUUGUAAUCCCGGAGUAGAUAAGGUCUCCAGUCUUCUAUGGAUGAGGAGAGAGAGGAGGGGGAUGGGGGUCCUACCUCUAAGACCACUCUGUCUGGGGAACAUGGCCGCCGGAGCAAAGCUAAGAGAGUCCAGCAGCAGAGAGCAGACUCCCCUGGACCCAGCUGUGUCUCCAUGAAGAGUGGCCACUCUAUGAAUCCACCUGUUAAGUUUGAAGAUGGAAAUCAGUCAAUCGAGAAAAGAAGAGUCCAGCAGCAGAGAGCAGACUCCCCUGGACCCAGCUGUGUCUCCUUGAAGAGUGACCUCUCUAUGAAUCCACCUGUUAAGUUUGAAGAUGGAAAUCAUCAACCUUCAAAGAAAAGAAGGAGGCAGCAGAGAGCAGACUCCCCUGGACCCAGCUGUGUCUCCAUGAAGAGUGACCGGUCUAUGAGUCUACCUCCUAACCUUAAAGAUGGACGCCCCUCCAGAGAGGAGAGCCCAGAGCAGCAGCAGAGAGCAGACUCCCCUGGACCCAGCUGUGUCUCCAUGAAGAGUGACCACUCUAUGGGUGUACCUGUUAGGUUUAAAGACGGAAAUCAAUCUGUUGAGAAGAGCCCAGAGCAGCAGAAGAGAGCAGACUCCCCUGGACCCAGCUGUGUCUCCAUGAAGAGUGACCACUCUAUGGGUGUACCUGUUAGGUUUAAAGACGGAAAUCAAUCUGUUGAGAAGAGAAGAGUCCAGCAGCAGAGAGCAGACUCCCCUGGACCCAGCUGUGUCUCCAUGAAGAGUGACCACUCUAUGGGUGUACCUGUUAGGUUUAAAGACGGAAAUCAAUCUGUUGAGAAGAGCCCAGAGCAGCAGGAGAGAGCAGACUACCCUGGACCCAGCUGUGUCUCCAUGAAGAGUGACCACUCUAUGGAUAAACCUCCUAACCUUAAAGAUGGACGCCCCUCCAGAGAGGAGAGUGUUCUCUACAGACACCAGGAGAGGUCAAAGGCUACCAGUGCUCAGUCUGAACAGCAGCAUCAGACAGAGCUGAUCAAGAGGGCUGAGGAGAACGCACACGCUUUCCUAGACACGGAGAUGAAGAAGUCUGGAGGACCUGUAGACUUCAGACACUGCUCUGUGUCCCAGCAUGCAUCUGCUCACUCACACAUCCAUCAGCAGGCCAACGCUCUAGCGGUGGAGAUGCAGAUCCAGGAGUUCAGGCAUUGGGGUUCAUUGAAUCAGCAGUCCUCUCUCCAUAACGCCCGCUCCUCUCUUCCUCCACUGGAGCUGUAG
Messenger RNA from Gadus chalcogrammus (walleye pollock), 1535 nucleotides. RefSeq names its product BUD13 homolog. The record is from RefSeq and is a predicted model, not a curated record. Lineage: Eukaryota; Metazoa; Chordata; Actinopteri; Gadiformes; Gadidae. The coding region runs from base 315 to 1535 and encodes 406 amino acids. The transcript has 12 exons.